Asterias rubens (European starfish) is the source of this 5409-nucleotide messenger RNA. RefSeq names its product neuronal PAS domain-containing protein 3-like. Gene Ontology annotation, biological process: regulation of transcription by RNA polymerase II. NCBI's taxonomy places the organism in Eukaryota, Metazoa, Echinodermata, Asteroidea, Forcipulatida, Asteriidae. The record is from RefSeq and is a predicted model, not a curated record. Gene Ontology annotation, molecular function: DNA-binding transcription factor activity, RNA polymerase II-specific; protein dimerization activity; RNA polymerase II transcription regulatory region sequence-specific DNA binding. The coding region runs from base 31 to 2799 and encodes 922 amino acids. The transcript has 11 exons.
AGGUGACGGAACGAGCACAGACUGGGAUCGAUGGCUGCUUGUUGCCCCUCUCUGUCAUGGCAGGCGCCCAGCAUGGAAUGUUUCAUGUAUCCAGAACCCUAUGCCUCCAAUCUGGACGCUACCAUGAUCAUCGCGCUUCGCAAGGAGAAAUCUCGAGAUGCAGCCCGUUCCCGGCGAGGCAAGGAAAACUAUGAGUAUUAUGAGUUGGCCAAGAUGUUGCCGUUACCAGCGGCCAUCACCAGCCAGCUUGACAAGGCUUCCAUCAUUCGGCUGACCAUGAGCUAUCUUAAGAUAAGAGACUUUGCCAUGCAAGGAGAUCCACCAUGGCAUACCUACCUGGAGAGUCACGGUGUCGGAAGAAGUAUCGCCUCCGUCUUACAAGGUCGAUAUUCUCACCAACAUUCCGGAGUAUCUGCAAUAGCUCAGGAGGUUUAUGAGCACAAUCUAGGUGGACAUAUUCUUCAGGCACUUGAUGGUUUUCUCUUUGGGUUGAGCAAUGACGGAAGAUUCUUGUACAUCUCGGAGACUGUCUCCAUAUACCUGGGUCUCUCACAGGUUGAGUUGACAGGGAGUAGUUUCUUUGACUAUGUCCACGCUGGUGACCACGCCGAGGUGGCGGAACAACUGGGUAUGAAGUUACCCCCAUCCCGGACUAUAUCCCAGACAUCGGUGGGUACCGGUAGCAGUGAUGGUUGCCAGUCAUCACCCGUGUCGUCGCCCACCUCUCCAACGCAUAGUGAUUCGGCCCUGUCACUGAACAUGUCUUCACCCGACUCCAACUACCAUCGAAGCUUCGUCAUCAGAAUGAAAUCCACCCUGACCAAGAGAGGUGUUCACAUUAAAUCAUCUGGCUAUAAGGUGAUCCACAUUACCGGUGCAUUACGUCCUCGUAUAGUCUUGACUCAGUAUUCCCGCCACUCCCCAGUCAUCAUGGGCUUCACUGCCGUGGCUCAGUCCUUACCACCUCCCACCAUCAAUGAGAUCCACCUAGAGCCAACCAUGUUUGUAUGCAAGCUGGAUCUAGACUUCACAAUCGUCUUCUGUGAAGCUAAGAUUCAAGAGUUCAUUGACCUAUCAGCUGAAGAUGUAACUGACAGGAAUUUCUACUCAUUUCUUCAUGCUCAGGACAUCGCUAAUAUGAGAGUCUGUCACAAUGAUUUGCUAAACAAAGGUCAGAUGAUAACGAGAUAUUACCGCUGGAUGUGCAAGUCCGGGGGCUACAUCUGGAUCCAGUCCACAGCCACCCUGGCGUAUGCAAGGACCUCAAAUGAUCGAUCCUUUAUGUUUAUCAACCAGGUCAUCAGUCAUGCUGAGGCUAUGGACACCGUCAUGGACAUUAGUCAAAUGAAUUCCCUUCCUCCAGAUCCCAUCAAAUCAGAGGCAUCUGAAGGGUCAGGCCAUGAGUCAGAUACAGAAAACACUAGCACAGAUGACAGCAAGGGCAAAACAUCCAAGAUGGAGAAGACACCAAAGUAUCCAAAGAAGACUGGCCAUCAAGAAAUCACAGCAAGUCGAGGCAAAUCUCUGUCACGCUUCAGGAAACGGAAGGCCCACGGUGACCAGAGGGACUCCAAGAAACACAAACAAAGCAGUCAAGACAUUACGGACAAACCCUCUAUCGUCGCUGCCGAUCCCUCGGAACUGAAAUCAGUCAUUGUGGAGGGGUCAGGAUUGAAACGUCAAGAGGGUAAUAAAUGUCCGCCCCACAGCAAUGCUAGAAAACCAAAGAAGGUGAUGGAAGAUCAGCACCUGCGGCAGUCACUGGAGGACAAUGCGGUUGUGAGCCCAGUGACUGUUGCCAGCAGUGAUGCUGGCUGCCAAGGCUGUGAGACAAUUGAGAGUGAGCCCUCGCCAGGCUACAUUUCUCCACUUGAUCAGUCUGUGAAUAGCAAUGGAAGAGACUCAGACUCGUACAGCAAUGGGAGUCAAGGUACUGGGAGCCGGGCUAAUGAAGGAUGGGAUAACCCACCCAACAGGGAGGUGCCCAGAGAACCUGAGGUGUCAAGGAGCUAUACAGAAGUAGGAGUGAGUAGUAGGCAAGUAGGAACAGAGGACAGGAUUGUUAUCCCUAAAGGGUCAUACUGUAAGGGGGGCUCCGGGUGUAGUCCCAAGCCCCCUGAUUCCCUUCUGACCCCACCCCUAUCAGAUACUUGCCAGUCCCAAUUUGUGCUUCCACCAGUCAGCUCGUUGAGCGACACCAAGCCCAAACACUACACUACGGAUUCCAUACCCACGAUGCUGACUAGUAAUAACAACAACCCGCUACCUGUCAACAAGGGCUUCCAUCAACCAGCGGUCAGUCCCGAAGUGGAACUCGUCAGCCAUCAUCCUGGUCCGACAAUCCUCAGCAAAUCACACCCUGCCAAUAACACUGAAAUAGACUGCCCAGCCUCCACGAAGACUGAACACUUGUACAAUACCCAUCCCAGGGUUAUAACAGCUGUGUCAACAGCAUAUGCAGGAAUGCCUUACGCUAACUAUGGGCAGUACUCUAACUUCCAACAAUACGCAAACCCCGUGAAUCUAGCAGCUCAUGGAUACCAAAGCAGUCCCUACAGCGACCCCUACAAGAACUUCCGCAGUGCCCAUGACAUGCCCAUGGACCUCUCGUACAAUAACAUGGGAAGUUAUGCCAACAUGUCCCUGCUGCAUACCAAUGUGACAUCGGGAGGAGCCCCACAUCCAUACUACCAUGCUGCCAAGAUGGGAUACCCUACUGCCCCCGAUUCGGGAUUACAAGUUAUCCAUGAUAGAGGAUGCCUGGAUGAUGCAACUAAGGGUACCAACACAAAAGUUUGAUGUUAGAUCAAGCCUAAAAAACCUAAGAGGAUUUCUUUCUGGUUCUCUUCCUUUUGUUUUAUACUGACCAAAAGCAAAAUAUUGCCUUGUGAGAAAGUAGAGGAUUUCUCAUACUCUCAUGACAUAUGAUUGACCAAUAUAAGCGAUGGCAUCACACCUUUGGAGGGGGGGGGGGGGGCAUAGUUUAAAUGUUAAGGGGCAAACAUUGAUCUUUAAUGUUAUUUUGUACUGCCAAAAUAGCAUUGACCUACCACAACACCAGCAUUAUUCUUGAGCGGGGGUAAGGUGAACAUAAUUUGAUUAAUGUGGGUGCAAUGAUUUGGGGUUGAACUCAAUAUCGGCCAUCAGGGAAAAUAUUGUAGUGGGUGUAUGGGAUGAAAAAGAGGGGGUAACUGGGGGUAUCUCCCAGCACCUGCGCUGAUCAAAGCAAUUUUUAUUUUUAAUGGCAAUGCAUGGGCUUAAUAUAAACUCUAAAAGUGCAACAUUUAUGUAGCCAUAUAUUGGUUGAAUGGACCAGUUAAGGGGGCUUCAGAGGAGCUACAUAGAGACCAAAGCGGCCAAGUGGCAUAUACAAAUCUCUGCAACAGCCGCAAUUUGAUCUACUUCCAUUCACAUAAAUGUAAAGGUCUUGUUCGGAUAUGAAAUUUUCCAGUUAACAUGGUAUCCCAAUCUCUAAACACAAGACCAAAUUUUCUGUUUCAUGUUAUUUUCGGUGAACAACUUAACUGUUUAAAGAAAUUACUUGGCGGUGUCUGGCCACUUUGUGGUAAUUAUAAGGAGAUCAUUAAAAUACAUUGACUUUGGCCAGCUUGGAAAUGUUCAUGCUCAAAGAAAAAUAUCAGGGAUGCUUUCACAUCGUAGUUUCAAUACCCGAAACUUCAUGUUACAGAAAGCAAUUUAAAAUGAAAGUUUGUAUUUUAUCUGAAUGACAAAAAUAGAAACUGUCAAUUUUUGUUUACAAUAUUUGGGGAUAGAGUGACUGGAAGGAUAUCGAAACAGUGGUUUUCAGACGUGGAUUGCUUGAUGAGCAGAAGCUACUCUUGCCUGCCACAUGCUUUGCCAGAUUAGCACAAACUCUUUUAACUAUUAUCUUAAAGAUUAAAAUGAAUCUUGAUUUUGUGUAUAAAACAUUAUUUUGAAGUUUUUAGUUUAUAUUAAUUUUAUCAAAGCUUGAAAGGUUUCUAAAAAGGGGGGAAAUGCCCUUACACAGUACUUUAAGGAAAAUUAAACUGAAAAUAUUAUUUUCAUCAAAUGGGAUGUUUUUGCAAAUGAGCAGUGGAUUACCUUGAUGAGUUUCUCUGUUGAUGUAUUCAAUCUUUGUCAAAUGGUCUUUAACUCAAGGUAUGUAGAUGUGAUAUAGAGGAAACUAGGAAGGUCCGUAUAGAUUUGUAUAAGUUCAUGGUGAUUUAAACUAGGAGCCAUUAAAGUAUCACAAUGUGUUGCUUCCAACUCUGCUUAAUGGAGCUUAGUGCCAAAAAUACUACUUUAAAAUAUCACUAUAAUUUGAAAACUUUGUUCAACAAAAGUCUGCAAUAGUGCCUCUGGCUUUAACUAUCAUUUUGAAUCACUGCAGAUUGAGUGUGGCUACAAAUCACUGCAAUUUCAUAACGUUGUAUUUUGUUUUUGCUCUAUCUCAAGCACCAACUAUAGAGUGCUUCAAGCUCUGGUAAAGGGAUAUAAUGUCUUCUUUAGUUAACUGCUAAAUUAAAGGAAAUUGUCAUAUUGUUUUGUUCAAAACAAAAUCACCCGACAUGCAUGUCUGACUGCUCCAUUACCUCUUAGUAUUAAGGAAAAAAGGUAUGUUUGGAUUAUUUCAAACCCAAAAGUGCCCUUGAUUUAACUGUUAUUAUAUCGGGCACACUUAAACUUGACAUUGAUAUUGAACCAGCACAUGUUUGUUUAUCUGUCUGUUUGUCUGCCUGUCUGUCUGUUUGUCUGAAUGGUUUAUAACAGCUUAAGUCAUUUGCAGUGAAGUCUAAUUGUAGCAAAAAUUGACCAAUGCCUUUAUAGAAAAGAACAUGUUCAUGCCUUGAAAGUGUUGUGUGUUUUAUGGACCAGUUAUUCUAAAUGCAGCUGUUUUUCUUUUUAUGCAUUGCAACGAAUUCCAUUAUUGUCUAUUUUAGUUUUUUUUGUUUUUUUUUAAAUGUUUUAUGCCACUUUUUAGAAGAUUUUUAAAGAUGGGAAUAAACCCUGAUAAAAUAAGUGCAAUAUUUCUGUGACCCCCAAAUCUUGAGAAAUGAGUUCUAAUGACAAUUUCAGGAAGUACUUUUGUAUCAAUUAAUCUUGAUUAACAAAUGAAUGACCACAUAAAACAGAAAAGCCUUUUGCAAAUCCAACACAUGAAUUUGUAUAUACACAAAUAUUAUAUGAACACUUUUGAAAAGUAGGGAGAACUGACAGAAACAAAUUUAUAUAUAAAAAUUAACCAACAAUUAUUAUAAUCUAAAAACAAAACAAAAUUAAUUAUUUGUUGACAUUCCUCUUCUGGUUUAAAAAACUGUUCCUCCCUGAUGUUUCAGAACUCUUUUAAAACCAAUUAAAGGCACUGGACACUAUUGGUAAUUACUCAAAAUAAUUGUUAGCAUAAAAACUUACUUGGUAAUGUUAAUA